AUGGAGUGGGCAAAGCAGACGUACAACGAGCAAUAUGAGGUCUGGAUGCCCUGGAUCGAGGACAAAUUCCUUAAGUAUUUUACCAAGGAUAACAAAGCUAGCUGCGCGACUAAAGGCAAACUCGGGCUAACCAAGGCGUAUCUUACAAUAGAACAACUAGACAAGGCCAAAGUUACCCAUAUCGAGCAGGUCGAUACGCUACAGGAUGGUGUAAACGGCGCAGUCGCUGGACAAGUAGGCCAAGGCGGAUUGCUACAGCCAGUCGGUGAUCUAGUAUCAAAAGAGGGCUUCAACCGCGCCGAGCGAGGCGGAAAAGACGAGCAGGGAGGAAUCCUACCUUCUGCUAUUCCCGGAAUCCCCGGAAUCCCCGGCCUAACGAAAUAA
Daldinia loculata is the source of this 384-nucleotide messenger RNA. RefSeq lists its product as uncharacterized. The transcript is spliced from 2 exons. NCBI's taxonomy places the organism in Eukaryota, Fungi, Ascomycota, Sordariomycetes, Xylariales, Hypoxylaceae. The record is from RefSeq and is a predicted model, not a curated record. Bases 1 to 384 code for a protein of 127 amino acids.